This is a messenger RNA of Fonsecaea erecta, 1503 nucleotides long. RefSeq lists its product as hypothetical. Lineage: Eukaryota; Fungi; Ascomycota; Eurotiomycetes; Chaetothyriales; Herpotrichiellaceae. Gene Ontology annotation, cellular component: plasma membrane. Bases 1 to 1503 code for a protein of 500 amino acids. Gene Ontology annotation, biological process: adenylate cyclase-activating G protein-coupled receptor signaling pathway; cell surface receptor signaling pathway. The transcript has 4 exons. The record is from RefSeq and is a predicted model, not a curated record. Gene Ontology annotation, molecular function: G protein-coupled receptor activity.
AUGUCUGAAUACAACCAGGGUUUCUCCGCUGAUCAGCUACGAGCCAUCGACAUCGCCGCCCGGAUAUCAUCAUGUCUGUCCAUUUCAGGCUCGUCCUUCACGAUAAUCAGCUUCCUCAGUUACCCGCCGCUCCGGAAACCUGUCAACCGUCUUGCGUUUUCCAUUGCCGUCGCCAAUGUCUUUGCAUGUUCGGCGUAUAGUUGGGGUAUUCAUCCGAUCAAGGCUGGGAGGAAUUCUGCAUGGUGUCAAACGCAGGGCUUUUUUAUCAAUUGGUUUGUUAUGACCGAUCCGUUACUUGUUAUGAUUAUGGCGUUCAAUGUUCUUCUCACCGUCCGGACGAAAAGAAAUGCUACCGAGCUGAAAAGAGUCGACGUGUAUGCGAUAUUACUGGCCUUUGUUCUGCCGUUUAUCCCGGCUUUGGUUUUUCUGUGCUGGAGGCCCGAUGGGAAGUCCGUCUACGGGCCGGCGACCAUGUGGUGCUGGAUAGCCAAAGAAUCGCAGAUUUUGCGACUGGUGGCCUUUUAUGUGCCGAUCUGGUGCUUUAUCCUGAUCGCCAUCUUCCUCUUUGCUCUGAGCGGCAAACAAAUCCUGCUCGUCCGCCACAAGGUCAAAUCUGCCAAAGCCGAAUGCGCUCUGCACCGGGACGAGCCAGACCCUGAGGGCAACGCACCUCAACGGGACAGGCGGUUUUCAUCCUUCGCGCGAGGCUUCAUGUCUGCUGCAGCGACAAGGAGGAAUUCAAUCCGGACAGACGUUUCCGGCGCCGCCGCGAACACUCACCACAGCCGCUUGAGUGACCCGGAUCCAGAGCCGUCGUUGCCGGAGUUCAACGGCUUCGAACCGCUGGCGCCCGUCCACUCACGCGAAGUGCUGGACCUGGAGUCCCAGAACGCGUCGUCGCACGAGUUCUCCAUCUUUGCGACGCCGGGCUCUCCGACCAUGACCCUCGGCAGGUCCGGCUCCGACCAGACGAUGCUGCGCGGGCCGGACCAAUUCUCGCCACGAAAGUCGUCGUCGCGGUUCGACAGGAUCCAUUGGAAGUACGCGAAGUUCGCGUUUUUGUGUACUAUUGUUCUAUUCAUUACGUGGGUCCCCAUAAGCGUCAACAGGGUGUACAACAACUUCAUCUCGCCCGACCGCCAGAUCUACGGUCUAUAUCUGACGUCGGCGGCGUGCAUCCCGCUGCACGGCUUCGGGAACUUUGUCAUCUACAUCACCACCAGCUGGGCUGAGUGCAAGGACUUCCUGACCUGCUCGGCCCACCGCACUUCGCGGCGGCCGUCGUCCAUUGCCGUGACCGCCGUGACCGCCGUGACUGCUGCAGCGGCAGCCGUGACUGUCGCCGGGGCGGAAGUAGGAGAGAACCAGAGCGCGAAGAAGAAGAAAAAGGUCGGAUUUAUACGGAACCCGACACCGACGACGAUGCUUAGAGCGUGGGCAGCGCGCGGGAGGGAGAUGUGGGCGAGACGCCGGUUCCGGCUCGCAGUGCUGAACGACACAUAA